AUGGGCAAACAAAAAACCAAAGGAAAAGAAGGGGAAUUAGUCCAAUACAUCACAAAAGGCAAAGCGAUGCGCAAACUUCAGCUAAACACAAAACAAUUCCAUAGGCUCUGCAUUCUCAAAGGAGUAUACCCCAGAGAUCCAAGAAAAAAGAAAGACUCAUCUAAGACUUACUAUCACACAAAAGAUGUCAAGUAUCUCGCUCAUGAGCAGCUUCUCUCUAAAUUCAGAGAAAUAGACUCUUGGGUCAAGAAAAUACGCAAAGCUACGGUUAAAAAAGACGGAAUGAAAGCUGAGAAGCUGAAGGAAAAUGCACCAUCAUAUAGCCUUCAUCACCUACUUCGAGAAAGAUACCCACGGUUUGGAGAUGCGCUCAGGGACCUAGAUGAUGCUUUAUCUAUGGUUUGUCUGUUUGCCAGCUGUCCAAGCAACAAAGACUAUAAAAUAUCAUUUGACAUGAUAAGGAUGAGUGAACGGCUAUGGCAUGAAUUUGAGUUAUAUCUGAUCGUAAGCAAAAGUGUCCGGAAAUCGUUUUUAUCAAUAAAAGGCAUUUACUACCAGGCCGAAAUUAAAGGCCAAGAAGUAACUUGGCUGGUCCCUUACCAAUUUGCACAGCAUUUACCUACUGAUGUCGACUACUCUAUAAUGCUUACUUUUCUCGAAUUUUAUCACACUCUGCUGAGGUUUGUUAAUUUUAAGCUUUUCCAAGAAGUAGGACUCAGCUACCCUCCAGAUCUUAGUGUUCCAACAUCUCAGCACAUUUCCCAGGCCCAGGUUCCAGAAGACAAUUUCCAUUUUGACCCAGAAUUCCAGUCUGACCCUGAUGUAAAGAAAAUUCAAAAAAUGCAUGAAGAUAGAGAAGCAUCCAAAAAACUGUUCAAAGGAUUUGUCUUUUUCCUUGGAAGAGAAACCCCAAGAUACUCUUUAGAGCUAAUUAUAAGGUCUUGUGCUGGAGAAAUAGCUCCAGAUGAUUGCGAUCAAGUUACACACCAAAUUGUUGAUAGGCCGAUCAACGAAACUAGGCAAGACAGAGAGUAUGUGCUGCCACAGUGGGUUUAUGACUGCUUGAAUUUCAAGAUUUUGCUACCAAUUGCCCCUUACAAACCUGGAUGCCAAGCUCCUCCCCACUUGUCUCCGUUCGUUGAUUACCAACAAGAAAGCCACAUUCCUGACAGGCUUAAAGAAAUAAUGCAACUUAAGGGCGAAAACAUUGAGUUGCAGCAAGAAGAGGAGUCACAGAAGAAAGAGCUCGGGAAAAUAAUGAUGACAAAGAAAAUUAGAAACCUUUACACAAGAAUGCAGUUCAGCUUGAAGAGGAAAAGGGCAAGAGUGGAGAGGCUUGCGAGAGGGAUGGAAAAAAUGGAAGUUGAAGAAAGUAAUCCUAACUAA
Messenger RNA from Blepharisma stoltei, 1386 nucleotides. The record is from the annotation of a GenBank genome assembly. Lineage: Eukaryota; Ciliophora; Heterotrichea; Heterotrichida; Blepharismidae.